GGAGCCAUGUCAGGGGUUGUCAAGAUAUCUCAAGGAGACGAGAAACAACUGAUGGAGGCUGUGGCUACUGUUGGACCAGUGGCCGCUGCUGUUGAUGCCACCGCCAAUGCCUUCAGGUUCUACUCCAGUGGUAUUCUUGAUGUGAGUCACUGGUCAGAGAGCAAUGCUGUCCACGGGGUCCUCAUCACUGGCUAUGGCAUAUUCAAUGACCAGAAAUAUUGGCUCGUCAGAAACAGCUGGGGUGAAUACUGGGGCAACAAAGGCUACAUAAUGAUGUCGAGGGACAAGUACAAUCAGUGUGGCAUUGCCUCCUCUGCUUCCUACCCCACUCUCUAGUGACAGUCUUCACUCACCCACUAAUUCAUCUACUCCUAGCUGAUAGAUCAGCACUCAUUGAAGACUCUUUGCUAUUCAAACAUGUGUUAAUUACGAGGUACAUGCGCAGAUAAAUCCUUGAAGCAAUGAAGAGCGAGUAGCAUAAUAGCGUGACUGCUAUUUCCAAAAUGAAAAGCACU
Messenger RNA from Geodia barretti, 515 nucleotides. The record is from the annotation of a GenBank genome assembly. NCBI's taxonomy places the organism in Eukaryota, Metazoa, Porifera, Demospongiae, Tetractinellida, Geodiidae.